This is a messenger RNA of Closterium sp. Naga37s-1, 759 nucleotides long. The record is from the annotation of a GenBank genome assembly. NCBI's taxonomy places the organism in Eukaryota, Viridiplantae, Streptophyta, Zygnematophyceae, Desmidiales, Closteriaceae.
AUGGCAGCCUUGCGAUCAGCCGUCGCCAUUAGUCCCGCUGGCCUUCAACGGUCCCUCGCGCCGCAAGCAGACCUCCUGUCGAAGCGCCAACAACUCCGCGUGGCUUCCGUAACCCCAAAAAGCCGACCAACGUCGGAACGGAAAUCGUUGGUUGUGCGCGCUUCGGACGAGCGGUUCGACAUUGGGGAUUACGGAGCGCGCGACCCGCGGCCGAGUGAGCUGGAGAGCCAGUUCGGCGAUAAAGUCCUCGGGAAUGCCGACACGGAGCACCGCAUUCUGCUGCCGUCUGGAAUCACGUACGUGCUUCAAAUCAGACCAGGCGGUGUGGAUUGCCAUGGGUUCUGUGCUCCUCCCUUACGUGCCGAGGUGGCAGGCCUGGCCGCACGCAACUGCGCGCCGCUGCCAGCUGGCACGCAGCCGUUGGCGGAGCCAGGGGCCCGGGAGCUGCUCAAGAGGGUCGUUGGGUGGAAGCUAGUAUCCGAACCCUCGGGCUUGCGGCUAAGGGGCGAGUGGCGGGUGCGGGACGAGGAGAGCGGGGGGGAGCUGAUGCGGCGGAUGGGGGCCGUGGUGGAGGGGCAGCAGGAGCAGUGCGGAGGGGGGCAGCAGGCGGACAUGAGCAUGCAGCAGGGAUACGUCGUCAGGGUGGACCUGCACACUCCAGCGAUAGGUGGCUUGAGUGAGAAUGACUUCAUAAUUGCAGCCAAGAUGGAUCUAGUGAAGGUCAGCGACCUCAUCAAGAAGGCUCGCUUCUGGGCUUAG